Molecule: messenger RNA, 2092 nt
Organism: Vigna unguiculata (cowpea)
Lineage: Eukaryota; Viridiplantae; Streptophyta; Magnoliopsida; Fabales; Fabaceae
Product: 5'-3' exonuclease family protein
Biological process (GO): pollen development
Molecular function (GO): 5'-flap endonuclease activity
Source: RefSeq, a predicted model, not a curated record
CAAUGGCAGUCACUGCGUUCUCAUCUCAUCUCAACACGAUAACCUAGAACACAACUAAUUCACUGAACAUAAGAACAAAAAGAAUUUUCACAAUGUUUUCGCAUACUAUUUUUCUUGUCUGAUCGAUGGGGGUUGGUGGUAAUUUCUGGGAGCUGCUAAAGCCCUAUGCGCGCCGCGAGGGUUUUGAUUUCUUGAGGAACAAGCGAGUUGCUGUGGACCUAUCAUUCUGGAUUGUUCAGCAUGAAAAUGCCAUGAAAGCUACUCAUGUCAGAAAACCUCACCUCAGACUUACCUUCUUCCGGACCAUAAAUCUCUUCUCCAAGUUUGGGGCACUUCCUGUGUUCAUUGUUGAUGGAACUCCAUCACCAUUGAAAGCACAGUCCAGGAUUGCAAGAUAUUUUCGGUCUUCUGGCAUUGAGUUGACUAGCUUGCCAGUCUCAGAAGGUGUUUCAGCAGAUAGGAGCAGUCUGUUUUCAAGUCGAGUUCAAGAAUGUGUGGAACUGGGCAAACUACUUGGAAUGCCUGUACUACAGGCUAAAGGAGAGGCCGAAGCACUCUGCGCUCAAUUAAAUAAUGAAGGUCAUGUAGAUGCUUGCAUCACAGCUGACAGUGAUGCAUUCCUCUUUGGGGCCAAAUGCGUUAUAAAAUGUUUCUGUCCCAAUUCCAAAGAACCAUUUGAAUGCUACAACAUGUCAGAUAUUGAAGCUGGACUCGGAUUGAAGAGGAAACACUUGAUAGCUAUCUCUCUUUUAGUUGGAAAUGAUCAUGAUAUGAAUGGUGUUCGAGGAAUUGGGCUUGAUAAUGCACUUCAUUUUGCUAAGGCUUUUAAUGAAGAUGAUAUAUUGAACAGAUUACGGGAGAUAGGCAAAGGGGGCAAUACUUCACAAAUUCCCAGCUGCACUAUAUUCGAGGACAACAAAGAUGUUGAUGGAAACUGCACGAAUAUAAAACAACCUCAUUGCUCAUUAUGUGGGCAUCCUGGCAGCAAGAAAGAUCAUAUGAAAUUUUCUUGUGAAUACUGUGUCAAAAAGGAUGAUGAAGGCUGCCGGAGAAAACCAGAGGGUUUUAAAUGUGAUUGCUGCUCCUGUGUUUUGAAUAGGAGACAUAAGGAGCAAAAAAGAGAGGAAAAUUGGUACUCAAAAAUUUGUCUCAAAAUUGCAGAGGAGCCAAACUUUCCCAAAGAUGAAAUCAUUGACAUGUACUUAUGCAAUGACAAUGGUUACUUUUCAGCAAGUGAUGGUCCUCGGAUCAUAUGGGGAAAACCUAAUAUUGAGAUGCUGAUUGAUUUUUUAAACUUCCAUCAGCGUUGGGAUCCAUCCUACAUUCGACGGACUAUGUUUCCUAUGAUGUCCACUAUCUUUCUGAGAGAUAUGUCCACUACACCUACGGGAGAAACUUUGUUAUUUGGGCAAUAUGAGUUUGAUUCGGUUGAACGUGUGAAGAUGAGAUAUGGAUAUCAGUUUUAUGUGGUCAAGUGGAAACGUGCAGGGGUAAACAUUAACACCAGCAAAGUUCCAUCAAAUGAAUCCAGUGCGCAACAAGAUGUAGUAGAGCUUGAUGAAAUGGUGGAUCUACUGGACGACGCUCCUGAGAUUCAUGUAGAUGGAUGUAGCUUUCUGUUUACAGAUGAAAACAUGGACCUAGUAGGGACUGCUUUUCCAGCAGAAGUCAAAAGUUUUUUGCAGGAGCAGGAAAGGAAAAGGAGAAAGAACUCAAAAUCAAGGUGCCAAGAAAAUGAAAACUCAGUUUCUCCAAACUCAAGAAGUACUCAGCUAAACAUCACAGAGUUCUUUCCAUCAACCAAAAUUAAACAUCGUCAAUCAAAACAAAGAGAAGAAUCAUCCAAUGAUGCUGAUAGUGAGGGCAGCAAGAGUUCCAAAAUUAAAAGAAAAGUGUCUAAUUCUGACAAUCUUCCAAAAUCUGUGAGGCGUCGCCUUUUGUUUGACUAGUGAGUAUAUUUACAUAUGCUUGAGUUUUGAAUUUGCUGACCUUAACAGUAUCGAAGCAGUGAAAAUAGAGUUGUAUUGACCUUGUUACCUGCUUCUCUAAUUUUGUGAAUAAUUUUUAGUUAGUUCUUUUUUCUCUAUUGUAA